This is a messenger RNA of Hordeum vulgare subsp. vulgare (domesticated barley), 3295 nucleotides long. RefSeq names its product nodulin homeobox. Bases 200 to 2947 code for a protein of 915 amino acids. The transcript is spliced from 17 exons. Gene Ontology annotation, molecular function: single-stranded DNA binding. Gene Ontology annotation, biological process: flower development. NCBI's taxonomy places the organism in Eukaryota, Viridiplantae, Streptophyta, Magnoliopsida, Poales, Poaceae. The record is from RefSeq and is a predicted model, not a curated record.
GAAAUUACCUCACUACUCUCCCUCCCUCCAUCGCCUAUCCUCUCUCCCUCCCCUCCCCUCCCUAGGGUUUCGCCUCCGCCGCCGCCCACCGAGCUCCCGCGCCGGCCGCCGACCAGAUCGACCUCGGCACACGCCCCCGGCCUCCAGCUUCUGAGCCCCUAGCUAGAUCGGGGUGGGGGCCCCUCCCCUCACAGACAAGAUGAUCGACAUGGUUUCAGCUGUCCAAGAGCUUAGUGGGCUGACCACCAGGGAGCUUAGUGACAUGCUCAAGGAGUCAGACAGCUUCGUCUUGCGGUCCAAGCCGGAAGGCGGAGGUCCAGAGCAGGUGGACAUGGAGAAGCUUGUGUCAUCGCUUCCUCUCCAUCUUCUUGCUGCAAGUUUGGAUGCCGGAAGAGGUUCAGAUUUGACAUAUGUGCUCCGCGGCGUGCGCUUCUUGCAUUGUCUGUCUGAGCUUGCAACUCGCCACACAAAGCUCGAGCAGGUUCUUCUCGAUGAUGUGAAGUUAGCUGAACAAGUUAUGGACCUGAUAUUCUUUGUGCUAUCCAUUCUGUCCCACUGGAAGAAGGAAGAUCAUCUCGGUGCUUCUCCCUUCAUACAUUCGUCACUUGUAGCGGCGAGUCUUCAUCUGAUGACAAGUUACUUCUCAUCUCAGUGGCAUGAACUUGUUCAUAUUCUUCUUACACAUCCAAAGGUUGAUAUCUUUAUGGAUGUAGCCUUUGAUAGUCUGCAUGAAGAUACGCGGUUAUUGAGUGUCAGGCUAUCAACAUUGGGCACCAAAGCCUUUCCUGUUGGUCCUUUUGACUCACAACUCACUUACUUCAUAUGCCAACAGUGCGAAGCAUCAUUACAAUUUCUUUUGUCACUGUGCCAGCAGAAGUUAUUUCGUGAUCGUAUUUUGAAAAACAAGGAGCUCUGUAGAAAUGGAGGAAUACUGUCACUGUCGUUUACGAUAUUGAAGUUAGGUGUUCCAGAAUGGCUGAAAGGAUCAACUGAUAUCGCUUCUUCCAUUUCCAGACAGAAGGCUAAAAUCCUUUCUAUUUUGUUACAACUGUGUGAAUCUGAAAGUAUUUCUUACCUCGAUGAAGUCGCCACUUUACCGAAGAGCAUGCAACUAGGGCUGGAGGUUCUUGAUUUGCUGAAGACCGCAUUUGGAAGGAAACAAAAACCUGCUGCCGGUUCCCAUGAUAAGAGUUACCCCAUGGGUUCUGUGCUUAUCAGUGCAUUGCGUCUCGUUGACGUCUUCUCUGAUGAUUCAAACUUUAGAUCUUCCUUCAUAACUAAUACCAUUCCCUUUCUGACGCAAAUUUUGGCGACUCCUCAUGAUGAGUUUGUCUCGAGUUGGUGCUCUGUCGAUCUGCCAGUGCUGGAAGAUGAUGCUAAUCUGGAUUAUGAUCCAUUUGGUGCAGCUGACCUGGCAUUAUUAGCUGCUUCAAAUAUGCUGACUGAAGCCAAAGUUAACUAUUCAUGCAAUUUUCGCUCUAUCAGUAUGCCUUCCAUACAAUAUGCACAGACCAGAACAUCCUGUGUGGUGAAAAUAAUAGCAAAUUUGCACGUCUUUGUUCCAAACAUUUGCGAAGAGCAAGAAAGAGACCUCUUUCUUCAGAAAUUUCAGAAAUACUUGUUACCAGAGAGUCCCAAGCCAUCAUUGGACCAUCCAGCAGCUGAUGAAGUCACUAUAGUUUGUACAAACUUAGGAUCUUUGUCCCAUUAUGCUAAAUCAUUAAUCCCUGGUAACUUGUUAAAUGAGGAAGAUGUGCAACUAUUAAGUGAUUUUGCUUAUAAGUUGCAACGUUGGUGUAAAUCGCAAGUUGGACAGAGAAUAUCGCAGGUGGCAAAAGGUGACGUCACAUCAGAAAUGAAGGUAGACUUGCAACCGGUGCAGCAGCCCCAGGCAACAAGGGCUAGUGUUCCAGACCCCAAUAUGGAUGGCCCUCCUAAGGAUGUGCAAAACAUCGAAGAGUCUAUGGCGACACCCCCCAUGAAACAAGACGGAAAUGCUAGGGAUGAGACUCCAAGAAACCGUGCCAGUAUAAAUGGUGGGCUCCUGCAAAAUUCAGUCGGUCAGAACCUAAUCCAUCUUGGCGUUGCGAGAACGACUAGCGCGGGCUAUCCGGGUGCCAGUACUGCUACCAGCAUGGAGGUCCCACGCUGCAGAAGUGUAGACCAUUUCAAAACACCAGAACCUACCAAGGAAAGUUUUCGGGACGAGGAUGAGAGGCAGCCUAGUAGGAGAGGAAAGAAGCGAACUAUCAUGAAUGACGGGCAGGUAAAUGAAAUUGAGAAUGCUCUGGUUGAUGAGCCUGAGAUGCAUAAGAAUGCCGCUUCCCUUCAGACAUGGGCAGAGAAGCUGAGUGGGCAGGGUGCAGAGAUCACAUCAUCGCAACUAAAGAAUUGGCUGAACAACAGAAAAGCAAAGCUCGCUCGUAUCGCGAAAGAAAGAGGAGUACCAUACGAGGGCGAGGGUGCCGACAAGUCAUCUACACCAGCUACUUCUCAGUUGGGUGACUCAUCGGAGAGUGCCGGCGAGGAGAGCUAUCUGCCGCCUUCAAGAGUGCUGAAUGCUCUAGGCUUAUCCAACUCCAAGGGCAGCAGCAGGCUCCUUACCCCAGACUCCAGCGAGCCAAGUACACAAGACAUGACGACGAGCCGCCCCUUCACAAGAUCAUUGUCAUUCGAGCCUGGCCGCCCCGUUCUGCUGAUUGACAACGAAGGGAACGAGGUCGGCAGGGGCGAGAUCUUCCAGGUCGAGGGUAGGGCGCAGGGAAAGAGCCUGGCGGAGAGCCACAUCUGCAUCGUCGACGUCACCGAGCUCAAGGUCGAGAAGUGGAGCGAGCUGCCCCACCCUUCAGAGGCAUCUGGGAGGACGUUCCUGGAGGCGGAGUCGAGGCACGGCGGCGUGAUGAGGGUGGCCUGGGAUGUCGUCAGGCUCGCUCCGGUGGCGAUGUAGGGUGGUUGGUUCUCUUUUGUGGUGUCGGGAAUGUAGAAAGAAGCUGCCCUCUGCCCCGUCUGGGUGGGCGUCGAGAAGGUAGAAACAGCGAGUAGGGAGAAGCUUCAGUCAAUCUAGGGGAUCUGAAGCCAUGACUGAAUCGUGGAGGGCGGCUCUUAUUGUAACUAAUGGAAAUGCCUCCCUGUUUAUCAUGUGUCAAAGACUAUAUGUGUAUCCUUAUGUUGCACCCUCUUUCUUAGGGUUGGUUUACUAAUUCUGCUAUAUCCGUUGCAACGCUAGUAUGUUAGCCAUGUGACAUACAACCAAAUGUAUCUUUUCUUUCUGAUAACUGAGAAUGUUGAUAAGAAA